Molecule: messenger RNA, 2088 nt
Organism: Closterium sp. NIES-65
Lineage: Eukaryota; Viridiplantae; Streptophyta; Zygnematophyceae; Desmidiales; Closteriaceae
Source: the annotation of a GenBank genome assembly
AUGGUUCUACCUUCAACGAUUCUGACAAGACAUGCGGUGGUGAGUGGUGGAGUGUGGGUGAGUGGUGGAGUGUGGGUGAGUGGUGGAGUGUGGGUGAGUGGUGGAGUGUGGGUGAGUGGUGGAGUGUGGGUGAGUGGUGGAGUGUGGGUGAGUGGUGGAGUGUGGGUGAGUGGUGGAGUGUGGGUGAGUGGUGGAGUGUGGGUGAGUGGUGGAGUGUGGGUGAGUGCUGGAGUGUGGGUGAGUGCUGGAGUGUGGGUGAGUGCUGGAGUGUGGGUGAGUGGUGGAGUGUGGGUGAGUGGUGGAGUGUGGGUGAGUGCUGGAGUGUGGGUGAGUGGUGGAGUGUGGGUGAGUGGUGGAGUGUGGGUGAGUGCUGGAGGAGGUGCUACGGUGAGUGCUGCUACGGUGAGUGCUGCUACGGUGAGUGCUGCUAUGGUGAGUGCUGGUGUGGUGAGUGCUGCUACGGUGAGUGCUGCUGCUACAGUGAGUGCUGCUCUGCAGACGUGCUAUUCCACUAACAAGUUGGGUUACUUAUUUCUUCUCCUCACUCCUCCCCGCACCUUCCCCUCUGCCUACUCCCUCCCUCUUCCUUCCUCUCUGCCGCCACCAACAACGCGAUGCUUCCAAACCCCCAUCAUCCUCUCCAAACCCUCACCUCAACGGCCACGGUACGGCAUUGUGGGACCAACCAACCAUCGGUUGUGGCACGGCACCAACCAUUUUGUCAACGAUCACGGCAACCAACGCUCAGGCCCGUUCCUCCGGACGGCGGUGCAGCUGCAGGAGACGGUCCUCGGCUAUGAGGAGAGCCUAGGCUUCAAGACCUCGGUGCCAGCCGAGCGAGCCAGUGGCACCACCACGUGUAGCGACCUGACCUUCAGCUUCAGCGUUGGCGGCGACACCAAGAUCACCAUCGUGUGGAACGACUCUGCCGUUGCUGCGGCUGGCAUCGGCAUGUGCAAGAGCGUGACGUUCCACGACGACCCGGGCUGUGCGGACAAGCCGGGGCUGACGAUCGCGCGGCCUGCGAGGGUUGGCCGCUUCUACCCUGUCACGGAAAGGUCCACGUGUCACAAGGAUUGCGGAACUGCUGAGUGCGUUGUGAAGGAGGGCAAGCCCCAGUGCAAGUGCCCCUGGGGCUUCGCGUUCAUUGAGGCUGAGAGAACCUGCAACAACAAGUCUUUCACUCCUGAAUCAGACCCGUGCAAGGCAGGAACAGUGAAGUGUGGCAAGAACUCGAAAUGCGUUGUGAAGAACGGGCACGGGAUGUGCGAGUGUGACGCCGGCUACACCAAGAAGAACGGCCUCUGCACUGCCAUAUGCAACCCAGCCUGCCCUGUUAAUGCCCAGUGCACGGUGGUGGGAGGGAAUCCGGUGUGUCGGUGCAAGCAAGGUUUCAAACUGGAGAAGAGCAAGUGCAUACCCUUCUUUUCCCCGCUCAUCCUCCAUUCCUUCCGUCCCUUACAACCCCCCUUUUUCCAUGUGGCAGCCGUAUGCCAGGGUGGUUGCCCUGCUAAUGCGCAGUGCAGGGUGGUGGGAGGAAGGGCGGAGUGUCAGUGCAACGCAGGGUUCCAAGUGCAGAACAACAAGUGCACACCCGUAUGCCAGGGUGGUUGCCCUGCUAAUGCGCAGUGCAGGGUGGUGGGAGGAAGGGCGGAGUGUCAGUGCAACGCGGGGUUCCAAGUGCAGAACAACAAGUGCACACCCGUAUGCCAGGGUGGCUGCCCUGCUAAUGCGCAGUGCAAGGUGGUGGGAGGCAAGGCAGCAUGUCAGUGCAAGGCAGGGUUCCGAAUGGAGAGCAACAAGUGCACACCCGUAUGCCAGGGUGGCUGCCCUGCUAAUGCGCAGUGCAAGGUGGUGGGAGGCAAGGCGGCAUGUCAGUGCAAGGCAGGGUUCCGAAUGGAGAGCAACAAGUGCAUACCCGUAUGCCAGCCUAGCUGCCCUGCUAAUGCCCAGUGCAAGGCGGUGGGAGGAAAGGCGGCAUGUCAGUGCAAGUCAGGAUUCCGAAUGGAGAACAACAAGUGCACACGUAAGGGAGAGAAAGCCAAGUAUCUUCGCUCAUUUAGCAGCUGCCUGCCACAGCUCGGCUGA